AUGAAGGCGCAACUUUUUGCAGGCCACUUGGCCGUGGCCCUCCUCUCCUUGUCUCCGGUAGUCUCUGCAUUGUCAUGGCCGAGAUGGCUCCCAGAACUUGACACACUCGUUGUCCGGCAGGACGAAUCCUCAUCAGCGUCACCAUCCAGCUCUGCGACCGGCGACGAGGAAAACAAGGAGACACAAACAACUUCGGAGUCGUCCCAAGACCCGUUCGAGCCCAUCACCACAAAUCUCAACACGGGCGGCAUAACCCGCUCCGGGUCCGCGACGGGCACGGUCCGCCAGACGGGCAACAGCACGCGAACGAGCGCGCCCAAGAAGACGACAUUCAACCCCCAAGACCCGGCCGGCGGCAUCGUCAUGAUCACCCCGGCCGCAACGGCCGGCACCCAGCUCUACAAGAUCGGCGACUACGUGACCUGGGGUUGGAACUACACCAACCUGCAGGCCGACCCGACAGCCAUCGACAUUUACGUCAAAUGCAGCCUAGUGCCGCAACCGUGGACGCUCACCCAGAACAUGUCGUUCGCCUCGCCCGGCUCGUACACGUGGGACACUGGGGCCUUCCGGAGCGCCCACGCCGGAGACCAGCUGCCGGUGGACCAGUACACGCUCGUCAUUGCCGACGCCGACGGCGGCAUCAGCGCCACGCCUGAGGCGGGAUACCUUGCGCCGUACGCGGGCUUCUACUUUGGUAUGUACACAGGACAGCCUUAUGUGAAUUCGGACGAGGGGUGGCAGUGCGCUUCAUGCAGCGGCGCCGCCGGGUCUGGGCUGGAUCGGCAAGCCCUGGGCGUUGCGGUUAUCAUGAGUGCCGUCACGGUGCUCAGCUUCACUUGGUUUGUUGCCGGGGUUGGGGCGUUUGUCUGA
Molecule: messenger RNA, 873 nt
Organism: Parathielavia appendiculata
Lineage: Eukaryota; Fungi; Ascomycota; Sordariomycetes; Sordariales; Chaetomiaceae
Exons: 2
Coding region: 1-873 (290 amino acids)
Source: RefSeq, a predicted model, not a curated record